Agrilus planipennis (emerald ash borer) is the source of this 6192-nucleotide messenger RNA. RefSeq names its product microtubule-associated serine/threonine-protein kinase 3 (gene dop). Gene Ontology annotation, biological process: peptidyl-serine phosphorylation; intracellular signal transduction. The record is from RefSeq and is a predicted model, not a curated record. Gene Ontology annotation, molecular function: magnesium ion binding; ATP binding; protein binding. NCBI's taxonomy places the organism in Eukaryota, Metazoa, Arthropoda, Insecta, Coleoptera, Buprestidae. The transcript is spliced from 16 exons. The coding region runs from base 251 to 4753 and encodes 1500 amino acids.
UCUAUAGUGUGAAGUUGCGUAUUCGUCGUGGGUAUGGUUAUUAUGACAGUUUCAUUAUAAUUUAUUGUUUGGAUGUGAGUUUAAGAAGUGUUUCAUAUUUAAAUAAGAAACAAGAUGGAAAUGUGGCUCAGAACUGCCCAUCAAAAAGUACCUUUAAAAGUUAAAGAUAAGUGACAUAUAACUGAAAUGAAAUUUUUUUGCUACUUAUGGAUUCCGUGCUAGGAGGGUCGAUUGCGGGUGGUUGAAAUAGAUGGAGGAAAACAAAAACAUAAAACCGCGAGUUCGUUCGAAUUCUGCAAAGGUUUUAUUCUUUGAAGACUCAACGAACAGCAGCAACCGCUCAAAAUGUUUUACAGAAACAAAUUGUGCUUCAAAAACGUCAAAUGUAUUACACCCAGACACCAAUCCUUCAACUGUUUCGAAUUUAGUCCGUAUAAGAAGUUCAACAUUAGGAAAAUCUGCCCCAUCUUUAUCAGCUUCAAUGAAGGAUUUAGGUGUUAAUCGGCGUAAUAGUCGUCCAACUCCAGUUCAUAGACUGAGUUUAAUAGCCAGUACAUCUCCUACAUUACCUCGAUCUCAUUCUCCUGUAUGUGGUAGCCCCAUUGAUAGUCCAAGAACUCAAGCAAGCUUUCUCAAUUUCCAAUUUGCUCCAAUAAGAAGGGUUUCAUAUGAUAGAAUUCCAAGUGGAAAAGGGGAUGGAAGAAGAUGGUCAGUGGCUUCAUUACCAUCUUCUGGAUAUGGCACAACACCUGGGAGCUCAAAUAUGUCUUCGAAAUGUUCGAGCCAAGAAAGGCUUCAUCAAUUUCCAUUGGUACCAACUUCGGAUGAUAUGUGCAUACUAUCGAAUCACUUCUCUAGUAAUGAAAGCAAUGCGUCUUUGCCUUGCCGAAGUUACGAAGAAAAUAGCGGUGCUCAUAGAUCGCCUUUGCAUCGCCCACGUUCUCGUAGUUUGAGUAGUCCAAGUCAUUCUCCCAUCCUUGACACUGAAAUAUCAAUGAUGAAUACUCUUUAUAAAGAAAGAUUUCCAAAGGCAACACGUCAAAUGGAAGAAAGGCUGGCGAAUUUUAUAGAAGAAAAUAAAGUUUUUGAAAUUGGGAAAGACUGUGAUUCAUUGCCGAUAGUCCGUUUUGUGCAUCACCAAGUUAUUGAAAUGGCAAGAGAUUGUCUACAUAAGUCACAAGCGAAAUUAAUUGCAAGUCGCUACUUUUACGAAAUGUCAGAAAAUUUGGAAAGACUCUUAAAUGAAACAAAGGAAAAAUCGGAAGAAGCUGCAUCACAGUUGACAGGAAUUAUUAAAAAACUUCUUUUAAUAAUCUCAAGGCCAGCGCGGCUUUUAGAAUGUUUAGAAUUUGAUCCAGAAGAAUUUUAUCAUUUCUUAGAAGCUGCAGAAGUUGAAGUUAGAAAUCUCCAGGGUAUAAAAGAAGACUUACCCCAGUAUAUUAUACAGAAAUUGGGGUUAAAUCGUGAUGUUAUUACUGAAUUACAACAAGAACUUCAAGACUAUCAAAUACCGUCCAUAAAUAAGACGGAUGCUUCACUCUGCCUUACAUCCACUCCGAGCUGUAAAAAGUGGACUAAUAAACCAAACGAACAAGAUUUUGAAGUUGUCAAACUUAUAUCUAAUGGCGCUUAUGGUGCAGUGUAUUUGGUGAAACAUAAGCAGACUAGACAGCGUUUUGCAAUGAAAAAGAUUAAUAAAAAUAACCUGAUCCUUAGAAAUCAGGUAGAACAGGUUUUUGCUGAGAGGGACAUUCUUAGCUUUGCUGACAAUCCGUUUGUUGUAAGCAUGUAUUGUAGUUUUGAAACGAAAAAACAUUUGUGUUUAGUAAUGGAGUAUGUCGAAGGGGGUGAUUGUGCAACUUUACUAAGAAACAUUGGCCCUUUACCACCUGAUAUGGCCAGGUUUUAUUUUGCAGAAACAAUCUUAGCAGUUGAAUAUCUUCACAGUUAUGGAAUUGUUCACAGAGAUCUUAAGCCUGAUAAUCUUUUGAUCACUGCUUUAGGACAUAUUAAAUUAACUGAUUUUGGAUUAAGUAAAAUGGGAUUGAUGUCAUUGGCUACUAAUUUAUAUGAAGGGUACAUUGACAGCGAAACAAGGCAGUUCUCUGAUAAACAAGUUUUUGGAACACCCGAGUACAUUGCACCAGAAGUAAUUUUACGCCAGGGGUAUGGAAAACCAGUGGACUGGUGGUCAAUGGGAAUAAUUUUGUACGAAUUUUUAGUAGGAUGUGUCCCAUUUUUUGGUGAAACUCCUGAAGAAUUAUUCGCUCAUACAGUCAAUGAUGAUAUAGAAUGGCCUGAUUCUGAAGAUUGGCCUGUUCAAGAAGAAGCAAAGAAUCUCAUAACUGCACUUCUUCAACAUUCUCCCAGAGAUCGUUUGGGUAUAGGGGGUGCUCAUGAAGUUAAAGAGCAUUUAUACUUCAAAGGCUUAGAUUGGAAUUCAUUACUGAGACAGAAAGCGGAGUUUGUUCCUCAACUAGAAAACGAUGAAGAUACAAGUUAUUUUGAUACACGACUCGAUCGUUACAAUCAUGAUUUGGGUGACGAUACUGAUGACACUGACGAUUCUCCUGUUUUUGGUUUAUUUUCUUCUUGUUCCCCACAAUAUCGUAAAGUUCAAAGAUCACAAAUAAAUCUAACAUCCGAUCACGAACUUCCAACUGAUUUGGUUCGAAUAACCACAUUAACUGCUUCUACACCUGAUAUAUCAUCUGAUACGCUACAAGAUAUCAAUAAAAUUAAACUUAAAUCCACAAAUAUAUUUUUAACGCCCGAAAAAGAACAUGCAGACUUCAGUUUGGUGGAAAGAAGAAAAAUUUCUUUAGAUCUUACAAGAGCCGUUAGCACGCCUGACUCAUCUCAAACAGAUAGCGAUGAUGUAUCACCUCAAAUUCAAAGGAAAAGGAAAACUACACAUGCAAGAGAAAUGUUACCUCGUUUUUCAAUUUCCGUUGAAGAUGAACAUAGUGGAAUGGAUACUGGAACAUCAUCUUCCGAAAAUAAUCGGGAGGUGUCUUCUAUUUGCCGCAGUCAGGGUACAAUAACACCAUUUUCUAAACAUCGAUCAAGAUCUGUUGUCAAGAGUGCAUCUACUUCUGGGCUGUCCCUUGUAAUACCAACAGUUUCAGACGAAUUUCAACCCCCUCCAGGAGUUAAUUCACCAAGUGGUGGUGGUGGAUCGAGCACGGCAAGUUCCAGAGACACGUCUCCUUGUCGUGAAUUAUCGCCUCUUGUUAAUAAUUUAAAACCUCCUAUAAUUAUAAGACGAGGACCUAAAGGAUUUGGAUUCACUGUUCACACUAUCAGAGUAUAUUAUGGAGACACUGAUUUCUAUACCAUGCACCACUUAGUAAUGGCUGUUGAUGAAGGUAGUCCGGCAUUUGAGGCAGGGUUACGACCAGCCGAUUUAAUAACUCAUAUAAAUGGCGAAGCUGUCCAAGGUCUAUAUCAUACGCAAGUAUUACAAUUGCUUUUGUCAGGUGUUGAACACGUGAGCUUGAGAGCAACACCAUUGGAACACACAUCGAUACAGAGUGGAGGUAGAAAAAGGGAACCUGGACAAAGUAAACUAGCCAAACGUAGUUUGCAUCGUCAGAGAAGGCAAAAAAAAGAAAAUGACAAAAGGAGAAAAACGUCGCUUUUUAGAAGAAUCAGUAGCAAAAGAGCCAGUGCUGAAAUCCAACAGAUGACAGCUGGUGUCCAGUCUCCUUUAACUGUAUCUCCAAGUCGCAGUUUCCAAUCAUUUUCUCGUUUAACUGAUGCGAGUUCAUUGUCAGUAAUAAGAACUCCUACUUCAAAUCGUUCCAGUCUUUCACCAUCAGAUUCUUUAGCUCAGCAGUCGAGUAGUUCAUCGUCUCAAACACCAUCAUCUGGUUCAUCUAGUCCUACUUCUUCAAAUUCAAGAAACAAUAAGCAGCAUUAUCAGAGACCGUCCACUUUGCAUGGACUUAAGCACAAGCUUCAUUCUUCAUCAUGUUCUAAAUCUUUGCACGUAGCCAAUCCUUCUUGUUCCAACGUUCCAAAUCGACGCAAAUCUGUAGGACAUAUACCACUGUCCCCUCUUGCUCGCACCCCUUCUCCAUCUCCAUUACCAGUUUCUCCAACACGUUCACCUAGUCCGUUAGCGUUCCCAGUUGGCCAUCAACCAGGCAGCUCCAACACUACUCAAUCAUACAGUCCUAGUUCAGGAGGGACUCCCGUCCCUGCAGCUCCAAAUCAAACGAAAAAGGGUUUCGCAAGACAUAAAAGUAGUGAACCGGGCUCUCCAUUGUUACGAAGAGCUUUAUCUCCAGAUAGAUUGCAUCCAAGAAGUGCAGAAAGUAAAUGUUCUCUGAUUUCGCCUUUGUGUUCUUCGGGGAAUUCGCCAGUGGUUAAAACUCAAAGAGCUAGUAGUGGAGCCAUCUGGCGUUCGACUUCAUCAUCUGACCGCGAAAAAGAAGAAGAAACAACGAACAUUGGCAGUGAGGGGAAUACCAACACCAGUAAUACAAGCUCUGAUAAUCGCUUAUCAUUGAAUUUAUCUGGCACAGAACCUUUGCCAAGAAUUGCAGAGGAGAAGGAUUCUCCCACAAACAGCGCCCACGAAUCUGCGAAACAACUUCAAGAAAAAACAUCUGGCGAAUGCUGUAAGAAGGCUAGUAAAGCGAAUGACUUAAAAAUGGAAAGUCAGAGUAAUAAAAAUGAUAAUAAAAAGGAAAGCAAAUUGGGAAAUGACAAUAAAGCCGGAAGAAAUGGAAAAUCUAAUCAUAAGUAAUUUUUUUAUUCGCAUUGGGUGUUGGGAUUUUACUGCUAGAAACACUGCUUUAACGAAGUUUUUGCUUUUAUCAAUAACAUCUCCACGCAAAUAUGAUAUUAUACCGGCUUUUCGCUUGAGAGAACAAACAUUAUGUAAGUAUUUGAGGGCAGUUAGUUAUGAGAUUAUAAAAUUUUUAGUCAUCUUAUUUAAAAAUUUAUUUUCUUUACAAGCAAAUUUGAUAUUAAAAUUAUAAGAUAUAUAAGGUACAUAAACUGCAUAUAUCUACAAUGCAUGUAAAAAAAAAAGUAUCGUUUCAGUAUUUUUAAAUUUUUUAAUGCCACAGUAAUCUAAAUUAAUUUUAGUGACGCCAAUUGAACUAUUUGGUUUAAAUUGAAGUUUUAAUUAAGUCAGUGAUGUGGCGCAUGUUUUAAUUUUAAUUGUUCGCUAAUAGCAUGAAUAACAUAAAUUAACAGCAAAUAAAUUAGCUCAUAGAAUAUUGUAGAUAUAGAUUCCCCAUAAAUUUGUAAAACGAACAUUUUCCGAUUAAUUAUUUGAUUAUUUUAUUAAUAUGCAAAUGGUUGAAUUUCUUUUUAUUUUAUAAUUCGGUGUAAUUAAAACGUAAAUUUAAAAUAAUUAACAAAUUCAUUCAAUUGAAAAAAAAUUCAAAUUGUCCAAAUAUAAAUGUUUUUCUGUAUGUGUAAUUUAAUAAUGAGUAAAACGUUAGUAGCGUUAGAUUAAUUAAAGAAAAAAAGAAUUCCAAUCAUUUGUAAGUUGCAUAAAAUCGGUUAAAACGUUGAAAAUACAUAUUUGCAAUACUAAAAAAAAAUAUUGACUUUCAGUGAUUAAUACUGUAGUAAAAAAAAUGAAAGUAUUGUUCAGUAAGACUUCAAUAGUAUUCAGUUUGUAGUGAUAAAUAAAUAGCGUCAAAAUAGGCACAAUUUUUAAAAUUUUAUUGUGUUUUAUGCCUUACGGAUAAAAAAUUAUGUUUUACUAUUUUGUUGCUUAAUUAUAAAUUGUUGGCUCUGUUUACAUAAUAAUGUAUUCUAGGAUGAUUUUAUUAAUUAUUGGUGCCCUUAAAGUCAUUUAAGCUAAGAUAACUUAUUUAUAAACUCAUAAAAAUCAGUUUAAUGUGAUCAUUAGUUCCCAUAUAUUUUUUUAAAGCGUAUUUACAAAAAUUAUUUUUUAAAUUUCAUUCACUACCUACAAAUUUGCACUUCAUUUUUCCCCAUAUUAAAUGCUGUCAUUUUUCUUAAUUAAGAGGAAUGUUAGUGUUUAGUUUUUGUAAUGUGAUGAAUGUGUGAUCUGUUUAGAAUAUUAAUGUAAAAAUUAAGACUUGGUUUAGAUGAGAGUUCUUUAAUUGUAUAUAACGAUACUUCUUACUUUGUGUAUAUACUUUUGUAUACAUAUUAUUUAUAUUUUUCUUCUGCAGUUGUGCAUUAUAAUGGUUAAUUGAUUGA